Messenger RNA from Pochonia chlamydosporia 170, 987 nucleotides. RefSeq names its product late sexual development protein. The record is from RefSeq and is a predicted model, not a curated record. The transcript is spliced from 3 exons. NCBI's taxonomy places the organism in Eukaryota, Fungi, Ascomycota, Sordariomycetes, Hypocreales, Clavicipitaceae. Bases 1 to 987 code for a protein of 328 amino acids.
AUGGCCUCCAGCAUGGGCAGAUGUCUCAGCUCUUUGCUGUUCCUCGGCACUGCCUUUGGAGCUACAAUCCCCAGCAAUGACGGAUUCCCUAACCCGAGUGACCAACAGAAACUGGUUAUAGGGCAGGAAGCUAAUGGUCUUCUGCCAAACUCACCUCUUCCAACAUCUCUUGGGGCGGGAAGCACGACAGCCUUUCAACUCAUCGCGUUCAAUGAGUUGUUUGAGACUGCCUAUUUUAACCCACUGCUGCAAAAUAUUACCGACGAAGUGGAUGGCUACCAAGUAGAGAAUAAAGACGAGCUAGUAAAGAUAUUCACAACUAUUCGGGCUCAAGAAGAAGAGCAUGCCCUCGGGGCUGUAUCUAUCCUUCAGUCGGCAAAAGCCUUUGCUCCGUCUGCCUGCCAGUACCAAUUUCCGGUCACGAACCUCACCGAGGCUCUCAUCUCAUCUGUCAUCGGUCAAGAGGGCGAACAAAACGGCGAUUAUCGCAUCUUCAUGAAGGAAGUGCCAUCUGAGUCUGCCUUCUUAACAGCUACGCCUGCGGCAUUUGCGUUGUCAGCCCUGCAAAUGUUCAUCGUUCCAGACUCAUGUCCCUUCCCUCUGUCCAACAUUGCAUUGCCCAUAUUCCCUCCGCUCAUGUCGAAUGGCGGACCUACCGCAGCUGUGGCGGCGAAUGACCAGACUAUCUCUUUCUCGGCGGAUCUCUCCAAAUCGGAUGCUGCGAAGCAAUACCUUGGCACCAAUGGUGCUGGUCUUUACCUUACAUACAUUACUGGACAGCAACUACCCAUCUCAGUGGAGCUUAGCAAUGUCAAAUGGUGCGACAGCGAGAUUCAAUUUGAAGCAAACUUUCCGUUUGCAGAGAAUCUCAUGUAUGGACUCAGUCUGGCAGCACUAACUACUGCCAACAAGUUCGACACCGCGGAAGCCGUGGCAAAUAGCACUCUUGCCGCGCCGGCUAUCAUUCAAGUUAGUAACAUGAUUUAG